AUGCCAGAAGGCAAGUCAAACAGCCAGUGCGACCAGGUUGUCGACUCGCAGUCAUCGACGCGCUGGUGGUAUACCAAGAAGCUGCGGAAUCAAACGUAUCCAAAAUCCCGAGAGGAUGGAGAGGAGUCAACUAUUCGAAGCAGCGAACACCCAGAUAGGGUAGAAAUCGCAAUCGGCAGAAGUGUUAAGGAUGGCGACGGAGGUGACAGGUGA
Paracoccidioides lutzii Pb01 is the source of this 213-nucleotide messenger RNA. RefSeq lists its product as hypothetical. The transcript is spliced from 2 exons. The record is from RefSeq and is a predicted model, not a curated record. The coding region runs from base 1 to 213 and encodes 70 amino acids.